Molecule: messenger RNA, 1080 nt
Organism: Sclerotinia sclerotiorum 1980 UF-70
Lineage: Eukaryota; Fungi; Ascomycota; Leotiomycetes; Helotiales; Sclerotiniaceae
Exons: 3
Coding region: 1-1080 (359 amino acids)
Cellular component (GO): Set1C/COMPASS complex
Molecular function (GO): chromatin binding; protein binding
Source: RefSeq, a predicted model, not a curated record
AUGUCGUCUACUCCUAUGGCGAUAGACUCUCCAAUAGGAUCAAAUGGGACCUCCAUAUUGAAAGCAAAUGGAGUGUCAUCAGGACCAUCAACUGCCAAGCUUACGGAGAUGAUCUCUCUGUAUACUCCUGUCAAGCUUAUUACAUCAGAAACUGAUAAUACUAUGCAAAUUUAUGAUGUUCUCGAAGGAAGACAUUCAAAGAUGAACAUUAGUGCUAAGUACGGUUGCAACCAUGCCAUGUUUGGCCAUGCCGAACACUGUAUAAUACAUUCCAGUACCAAAAAAGACCACAAAAUACGUUACCUCUCGGCUCAUGAUAACUCCUACAUUCGUUACUUCGAGGGCCAUGAACAAAAUGUCACAUGUCUAUCCCUCCAUCCUGGUCAGGACAAUUUCAUUUCAUGCUCUGAAGAUAACACUCUUCGGAUAUGGGAUGCAGCUUCCAACAAUCCUGCUGGUAUCUUGAAUCUUACCGGUGUUCAUCUCGUGGCAUGGGAUCCAUCUGGAAACGUCUUUGCAACUGCUUCUCCGCUAGCUCAAUCCAUUUUACUGUAUGAUUUCCGCAACUUCGACAAGGAACCUUUUGCUACUUUUGACAUAUUACCAUUUUGUCAAGAGUUCUCCCCGCAAGCAAUUGGAAGAGGGUGGAAUAAAUUAGCUUUUUCGAAUGAUGGGAAACACCUACUACUAGGCACGACUGGCAAUGGCCAUUUCUUACUAGAUGCAUUUGACGGACAUCUGAAAGCAUUCCUAAGGAGGGAUAGAGGUGGUGCCAGAAGAUUGGGAGCAGGAGACCACAAUCCGGAUAAUUUGGAUCCUUCAUCAAGUGAAUAUCUCCAUACCACUGCGGGAGACUGCUGUUUUACUCCUGAUGGAAGAUAUGUAAUUAGUGGAUCUCGAGGCAAAAAUGUCUUGGUAUGGGAUACACUCGCAGCUACGAAAAAUCGAGUUCUCAAUCCUUUGCAUGAAUUGGAAUACGCAGGCGAUUCGGCAAUUGUAGCUUUCAACCCCAAGUAUAACCAUUUUGCUACGGCGGACCAGGAGGUUUUGUUUUGGGUCCCGAAUACGGAUAUGCUCUGA